GGGGGGACAUUCAUUUAGGACCGGGGUUAGCCCAGGAGCUGCAGAGCGCUUUCAUUCCUCUUGGGACUGUGGUGACUUGUGGAUAGCAGGCGUGCUCUGCUGAUUCAUUUUCAUCACUGUUAACAUGGUGAUCAAAGUCUUUGUAGCCACAUCUUCGGGGUCUACAGCGAUCAAAAAGAAGCAGCAAGAAGUAGUGGGCUUUUUAGAGGCCAACAAGAUUGACUUCCAGCAAAUGGACAUAGCAGGUGAUGAAGACAACAGGAAGUGGAUGAGAGAGAAUGUCCCAGGUGAAAAAAAGCCUCAAAAUGGAAUUCCCCUCCCUCCGCAGAUCUUCAAUGAGGAGCGGUACUGUGGGGAUUUUGAAUCCUUUUUCUCUGCUAAAGAAGAAAAUAUUAUUUAUUCAUUCCUGGGUCUUGCUCCUCCUCCAGGCAUAAAGGAGAAUGAAAAAUCCGAUGCCACGGACAAAAAUGAAGCACACACGGAAGACAAGGCAGAUGAAGGGUCUCAUGAAGGGGCUCAUGAAGAGGCUCACUCUGCUCAGUCACCAUCAGAAGAUCAACAGGAAAGCAAGGAAGAACAUGAAGCAACAGGGGAAGAAGAAGAAAAUCAGGAAGAGGGAGAAGAAAAGCAGGAAGAGGGAGAAGAAAAUGAAGAGGUGGAGGAGCAAGAAGAGUCUUAGUACACUUCCCUUUGACACAUUCUUUCUUGAACAGGUUUUCAGGAAGCACAAGCUGGAGCAGCCCUGCCAAAGAAAAUAAAAUCACUCUCUCAAGCAAAUCAUCGCUACCUUUCAUGCCUGUAGACUUAGGAACAUAUAAAUAUAUAACAGAACAAAGACACCACUCUGACCUACCUGUGGCCUUUAUAUAUAUAUUUGGUAUUCCAGUUGCUUGUUAUAUAUCUGACUGAUGAUAUUUCAGUAGAUUGUUAUAUGUUGGAACAGUAUUGUCCAUGUCACAUAUAGUUUGUAAGCUCUUCAGGGCAGGAACCAUGUCUUUCUCCAUGUUUAUAUAUUGCCAAACACAUCGCUGCCACUCAACAGAUAACUGCACUCACACAAGUGAUGUAUGCAGAGAAAAAGAAAUUCAGCACUGAAAACUGCAAAGAGGCUUCCUGUAUACAACCUAUGUGAGUCACUUCUCCCUCAGCUGGCUUUUGAAAAUGAUUGAGAUUUCCAUUGUACAGCAGUUUAAAUAAAUGUGUUUUCUGUCAUA
Molecule: messenger RNA, 1214 nt
Organism: Columba livia (rock pigeon)
Lineage: Eukaryota; Metazoa; Chordata; Aves; Columbiformes; Columbidae
Gene: SH3BGR
Product: SH3 domain binding glutamate rich protein
Exons: 7
Coding region: 125-679 (184 amino acids)
Cellular component (GO): cytoplasm
Source: RefSeq, a predicted model, not a curated record